Messenger RNA from Protobothrops mucrosquamatus (brown spotted pit viper), 3559 nucleotides. RefSeq names its product pleckstrin homology domain containing A6 (gene PLEKHA6). The record is from RefSeq and is a predicted model, not a curated record. The coding region runs from base 406 to 3555 and encodes 1049 amino acids. The transcript is spliced from 22 exons. Lineage: Eukaryota; Metazoa; Chordata; Lepidosauria; Squamata; Viperidae.
UGUGUAUUUAUAUAUAACUGACCCAACCUGCAGUUUCAGAUUUCAGAUCUAGCUUAUCACCCUGCCAGUUCCUUCCAGCUUUUGGAUAUUCCUCUGCCUUUUUGCUGACGGAUCUGUUAGGGUGAAGAAAGGAGCUGUUACCGCUUCUUUUUUCUCUUUUCCUCUUUCUUUUUUCCUUUAAGUUCUUCGGUGAAAGUUCCCAACUGUCUUUUUCCAGUCUCCACCUUUAAGUCGUCAGUCUUGAUAGCAGGGAUUUAACAACGAGAUCUUGUACUCAAACUACGGAGGGAUGCUGCUCACUUUACCUGAAGUCAUAAUGAAAGACGGAACACUUUCCUUCAUCCAGUGAUUGGCCAGACCCCAGAAGUGAACAAUCAUUUUGGUUUGCAAAGAUCUGUCUUUGACAUGUCAAGCAAAGCAAGUAGCAAGCGGCCGGCAACAGUCAGUAGUGAAUCCUCCAAUCACACAAUGGUUUCAGAGGUGCCUCAGGAACGACCAAAUGGCAGAGCAUCAUCACGUACUUCCAGGAAAGGAAUUGCUUUUGGAAAACGUUCUAAUUCCAUGAAGAGGAAUCCCAAUGCUGCGGUGACCAAGAACGGUUGGCUCUUCAAACAGGCCAGCUCUGGAGUCAAGCAAUGGAAUAAGCGCUGGUUUGUAUUGGUGGAUCGCUGCCUUUUUUACUACAAAGAUGAGAAGGAGGAAAACAUCUUGGGCAGCAUCCCACUUCUCAGUUUUCGAGUGGCAGCUGUACAGCCAUCGGAUAACAUCAGCAGAAAAUAUACCUUUAAGGCUGAACAUGCUGGCAUCCGGACCUAUUUCUUCAGUGCUGAGAACAAUGAAGAACAAGAAUCCUGGAUUCAAGCCAUGGGCGAGGCUGCUCGGGUUCAAAUCCCACCUACUCAAAGGUCAGCUGUUCAAAAGAUGGGUGGAAGUCAUGAAAAGACUGAUUGUGAGAACAUUCCUCCUAGCAAAAAUCAUCAUCAUCAUCACCAGCGCAGUAUUCUUACCAGGGAGCUUGCCAAAGCUGAGUUGGAAGCAAAAACCAGAGGAGAAGGUGAUGGACGUGGUUCCGAGAAGAUUGAAAGAAAACCAGAACGUGUUGCAAAUAAGAAAGAGGCACUGGUGAAAACCAAUGGCAUUGCCAAUCAAGAUACACCCUCGGAGCCUGGAAGCCCUUAUCCUGAAGCAGCUCGUGUGCCAGCUGGAGUGGAGAGAACCCCACAGCCAAAUGGUUGGCAGUAUUCAUCCCCAACUCGUCCUGGCAGCAUGGCCUUUCCACAGCAUGAUGGCGAUACUGUUAUCUCUCGUCGGAGCUUUGCACCUCGCACUAAUCCGGAAAAGAUUGCUCAGAGAAAAAGCUCCAUGACCCAGUUGCAACAGUGGGUCAAUUUGCGCCGUGGAGUCCCACCACCUGAAGAUCUCCAUAGCCCCAACAGAUUCUUCCCAAUGUCUCGGAGAGUACCUGAUUAUUACCCUCCCUAUUCACCCCAGUACUCGGAGGAUUACCAGUACUAUCCACCUGGUGUGCGUCCUGACAGUAUCUGCUCUAUGCCUGCCUAUGAACGUGUGAGCCCUCAGUGGGCUGUGGAGGACAAGCGCCACGCCUUCCGCAACAACAGCACAUUCCAGCUGAGGGAGUGGAAAGAACAGCCUGGCUAUAGCAGGCAAGAUGUGCCCAUCUGGAUCCCAGGCCCCACACCGCAGCCAGUGUACUAUGAUGAAAUAGAUGCUGCCUCAGGGUCCCUGCGCAGGAUGUCCCUUCAGCCUCGUUCGCGAUCAGUCCCCCGCUCACCAAGUCAAGGAACCUACAAUAGAACCAGAGUCUACUCUCCAGUAAGGUCACCCAGUGCCCAUUUUGAACGAAUGCCUUCUCGGAGUGAGGAGAUAUAUGCCGAGCCAACGAGUUACAUGAUGAGACGCUCUGUCAGUUCCCCAAAGGUGUCUCAUUUUCCUGACUCAUAUAGAGAGACGCUGCACACCUACAAGAUAAAUGAGCAACACACAGAUAAGCUUCUAGGAAAACUCUGUGAACAAAACAAGGUGAUAAGAGAACAGGAAAGACUGGUACAGCAGCUCCGAGCAGAAAAGGAGAGUCUAGAGAGUGCACUGAUGGGGACACACCAGGAACUAGAGAUGUUUGGGAGUCAGCCAGCCUACCCUGAAAAACUGCUGCACAAGAAGGAAUCUCUUCAGAAUCAAUUGAUCAAUAUCCGGGUGGAACUAUCCCAAGCCAGCACGGCACUGGCCAACAGCACUAUGGAAUAUGAGAAUCUGGAAGCUGAGGUGUCAGCCUUGCAUGAUGAUUUAUGGGAACAGCUGAACUUGGACAUCCAGAAUGAAAUGCUCAACAGGCAAAUCCAGAAAGAGAUUUGGCGAAUCCAGGAUGUGAUGGAGGGACUCAAAAAGAACAACCCCUCUCGGGGCACAGACACCGCAAAACACCGAGUGGCCCUUGGCCCAUCAGGAACUUACAGCUCCAACAGUCCAGCCAGUCCUCUGAGCUCAGCUAGCCUCACAAGCCCCUUGAGCCCUUUCUCUCUUGUGUCUGGAUCCCAGAGCUCCCCUACCAAGCAAGGCAGCAAUGAGUCAAAGUCCAGCUUUGAGCAGAGCAAGAAGGACCAUCACCGGGCAUCAGCCUCACACUCAACAAUGGAGGCUGGUCUCUUGCAGCCAAGACAGGACCAAGAUGCUGAUAAGCAGGUGGCACUCAACAAAGUUGGUAUUGUUCCUCCAAGAACUAAGUCACCUAUGGAUGAUGAGAACACACCAACAUCAGGUGUGGUGAGGAGGAGUGCCAAUGGGCGGGAUUCUCAGGACAGGCCAAAGAGUGCUGUGUUUUCCAAUGAGAUGAAAGCAAAGAUGAGUGUUGAGGAACAAAUUGAUCGCAUGAAACGCCAUCAAAGCAGUUCUAUGAAGGAAAAGAGACGGAGCUUGCAACUUCCAGCCAAUCAGCAACAGACAGAUAGCCUUCUCUCAAAAGCACCUGCCUCUUAUAAAGUGGUUCGCAGGCAUCGCAGUAUCCAUGAAGUGGAUAUAUCUGACCUGGAGGCAGCAUUACGCUAUGAAGAUUCUGGCAGGAUGUAUGAAAGCCCCCGAGAUGAGAUUGCUCGCCUGCGCAAAAUGGAGUUGGAGCCAGAACAUUAUGAUGUGGACAUUAGCAAAGAGCUUUCCACUCCAGAUAAAGUCCUCAUCCCAGAAAGGUAUAUUGAGCUGGAACCUGAUACUCCACUGAGCCCUGAGGAGAUGAAGGAGAAACAAAAGAAAGUGGAAAGGAUAAAGACACUUAUUGCUAAAUCCAGCAUGCAAAACGUCGUCCCCCUCAGUGAGGGAGAAAUGGACGUGGCCCAGGACUCAGAGGCUCAGUUACAGGAGCAGGAAAAACGAAUUGAGAUCUCCUGCGCUUUAGCUACAGAAGCCUCCCGACGAGGCCGCAUGCUGUCUGCUCAAUGUGCUACCCCGAGCCCUCCCACUUCCCCAGCUUCCCUGACUCCACCGACCAAGUCCCUCUCGUCUGACUCAUCCCAGAGCACCGACAGUCAUUUUAUGCGUGUCUGAACCU